Molecule: messenger RNA, 10875 nt
Organism: Oreochromis aureus
Lineage: Eukaryota; Metazoa; Chordata; Actinopteri; Cichliformes; Cichlidae
Gene: tcf20
Product: transcription factor 20
Exons: 6
Coding region: 1774-9261 (2495 amino acids)
Biological process (GO): regulation of transcription by RNA polymerase II
Cellular component (GO): nucleus
Source: RefSeq, a predicted model, not a curated record
GUUGCAAGAAGAAGGGGAAAAAAACAGUAGUCCAACAGGAAAACGAAUGAGUCGAGCUACUGAUGAAGGCAUGCAAAUGCAAUUUAGUGACGGAAACUGACGUCUGAAAGCUUCGCGUGCUGAUGGAGGCUCGUGCGAGGGCAAUGUGUUUAAUUUUACUUCGAGAUAGGUGGAAUCACCUAAGCGGUGUGUGAAAGAGGGGGGAGAGAGAGAGCGAGAGGCGAGGGAACAAGAGGGGAGGGGGCGGGGGUGUAUGGACCUCGCUGGUUACGGGACCCACAGGCACCCCGAUUGUGCUCCGCUCUCAUCAUUUUUUGGAGGUGAGGACAAAAGAAAAAAGGGGGGAUCGGAAGAAAGGCCCGGGAUCUAAGUGUCGUGACGGGGCCCCCGACUUCGCCGCCGCUGGUCGGGGUUGUCUGGACUCAAAAGCGCUGAGGGAAAAGCGGCGGAGGAGUCGACUCUAGACUGGGGUUUCCUGCCACAGCAGCGGGAUUGUCACAAAACAGCCUUUCACCCUUCGAGGGCCUUGUAUUGCUACGUUUUCAGGUUUUUUUCUGGUCAGCAGUUCAUGGGAAAUGAACACAUCUGCAUGGAAAUACAGAAGAGAAACAGAAAACAGGAGCAUGAAUUGACUCAACCUGAAGUGGAAUAAAUGGAUUACCCUCCUUUUGGAAAACUGUUGCCAUGGAACUAGGUAGAAUUAAAUGAUGGUUGACAGAAAAAAACAAAGGUAAGAUGGCUAAGUGCUGAAGACAGAGGAAAGCAUCAAGAUGCGCGGAGGCAAGGAGAGAACGGUCACUAUAUAGGGAUCAAAUACUUCUACAGUCCAGAUGAUUGCAUGCAGUUGCAAAAAACUAAAAAAGGAAACCGGCAUCCAAAAAGGAGAGACCGAGAAAACGAACGCCUGAAAAAGCUUGGACUCUGUAUCCAAGAGCCGAUGAGAAUAUCCAUGGAGCGUUCGCCUCUGGGAUGAUGUUGAGUGAGGGUCUUGAUUCAGACCACUUGAUUCCAUUACUGGAGUUUUUGUCUCACACAGGUGUGAGUCAAGUCCCAGCAGUCUUACACGCUUUGACGAACUGAAGGAUUGCCGCGACGGAACACAAUCUCGAUGGUUUUAAUGAAAUAUUUUUUUGUUUUUUUGUUUUUUUCCAUUUUGCAAGACCCUGUUGGAUCGUAACACAGUUUAAUCCCAGAAAUAACUCUGCCUGCUUGAGCUGUUAUUAGUGUGGAGUUCAUAUGCGUAAAGACAUUUAAGGUUUAAAAACUCACAUGGUGAUGUGGCAAUCAUCCAUAUCUUUUGCUUGUUCGGUGCCAAACUGCUUCAGCUUCAUGGGAAUGACUGCUCAUUUUUAAUCUUGUUAUUUUUUUGAAGUAGAAAGCUGCUUCACGACGUAGAUCUUAAAGAAGAAUCUGUUUUCUAAGACCCAGCUGUUAAGUGAACAUUUUUCCCCACUGGAAAGUACACUUUCACAUUUAAAAAGUACAGUUUUUGCAGUUUGACCUUUUUCCAAAACUGGAGAUAUCAUCCUAAGUUUAACCUCCCUAUCCACUGCUGGCACUACAAAAGUGAUUAUUACAGCUACAAUAUAUACAUAUAUGUAUGUGUGUAUAUAUUGCUUUGCUCUUUGGUGGAUUUCAAAAGCAUUUUCUUCUUUUCCUGACAGGCCAUAGACUCUCUCUUUGUCAUUUAUUCUUACUAUCAUAAGCCUUCCAGUUUCUGAUCGGAAUCAUUCCCUGAUAUAAACACUAACAGAUAUUUUAGUUUUCUGAACAAUGCAGAAUUUUCCUAACAGUCCAGUUCCCCCCUCUCUCCCCCCUGGGUUCAGUGGGAGGGGUGGAGGCGUACCUCCCUAUCCACCGCAGCCAGCAGAGCCCCAGAUAUCCCCGAGGAUGACAGAUGAUUAUGCAGGGAUGCAACAGCAGAGCCUGCACAGAGGCCAUCACCACCCAAGUCAAGCCAGCCACAUGCUUGUUUACAGUGCUAGAAACAGAGGAGCUGUGGAGCCAACACCAACACAGGGUAACAUUCACAGUGGCAGCAGUAAUAACCCUUACAGGAAAGAGACCAUGGAUUACUAUUUUCCAGUGGGUGGAAAGGACAGGCACAGAAGGGGAGGUAUGGGCUAUGGGGCAGGUUUUGGGUACCCCAAUAUUGAUGGACAUAUACCUCACCAGUACCGGCAUCCCGGAUCUAGCUCUGCACCGUCAUCUGGCCUGAUGUCGCCAUAUCCAGUAGACUAUGCCUCUAGUGCUGGUUCAGGUGGAGGUACUGGAGCAUUCUCUCCCUCUCAUCAGUAUAAUAUGAGUCAGAACCCUGCAAUGCAGCCAGUGCCAGGUUCUCAGAUGCAGCACCGCCAGCAUGGGCAAACCUUCCCAACUAUCCAUCAUGGACAGCAGCAUAGGAGCUAUCCACACUCUGGACAUAGAAUGACCCAUCAGUAUCCGCACUACUCUCCCCAGGGUGGCGCAUCCACGGGGUCAUCAGGAAUGUACAGCCCCCCUCCACAGAGAUAUCUCGACGGGGCUGCCAGCACUGGGUUCGAUCCCAAAGUCAACAGUUCUCCCAGUGUCAACUCCAGUUCAAACUCAGUCUCCAGUUCAGUUGCUGCUAACAAUGUGGGGGCAAUGGAGAAUGUUCAACAAAGUUACCAUGCUUCAAAUUAUCCUGGAUAUUCCCCACAGACACAUUCACUCCACAAGCAAGCCACACUACAGCACCGCAACUCGCAGCACAAUUUAGGGAUAGGUUAUGACACACCUCUCAAGAUGCAGGGCCAGUCUCCAGGCUCUGUAUAUGCUAAACAUCAUCAGGCCUCCAAUCCCAGUAUACCUCAGCCAGCAUCCCAAGAAAUAACCAAAUCUCCAAUGCAUCCUAAUGCGCAACAAACUCAAAUUAACCAAAACUUUAGCCCAAUUUCCAAUCCCUCUCCAGCUGCAUCGGCAGUGCACUCCCCCAGCUGUAGCUCCUCUCCUUCCCCUUUGAUGGGUGUCUCAGAGGCACAUGGAACCCCCUCAGGUCAUGGUCCUUCACAUCCUCCUACAUCAAACCCUCGUAGCAGCCACGGUCAUGGUAGAUUACUGCAGACUAUGCCUCAGUUAAGUCCCACACCCAACUCUAAUAGCAGCAUCAGUAGUUGUGGUAGCAGUGGCAGUCAUAAACCUCACAGCAUGAGUGCAGCCGGAGGGAGCAAUCUCCCUCCAACAGGCCGCAGUAAAAUGGGGCUAGGCACAGGAAUUGGAUCCCGAGAAGAAGGUUCUUCUGUUUAUUCAUCCUCUUCAGUUGACAAAAUGCAGGAUGCCGGCUUGAAUAGUCUUAAUGCCUUGAGCUCACAAGUAGCCAAUUUACCAAACACAGUUCAGCACAUGGUCCUUACUGACACAGUGCUUUCACCUAAGAAGAAAGAAGGCGGGCAGAUGCAACAGGCGACGCAUAGCGUGCCCCCAUCGCAGCCGAGGAGUCGCAAUGCAAGCGCAGCCUCAAGCACCAGCACAGUCAAAGAUGGAAGUGCAGUAGGGGCCGGAGAUGGAGCCAGCAUAGAUGUCGGGGUGGAUGAAGACUCCUCAUUGUUGUCAGUCGAAGGCUCCUCAGGGACCAAGGUGGAGCGAGAGGAGCAGUUUUCUGAGGGGGAACAUGGGAGAGUGAGGCAGAUGAGCGGUGCAAGCAGUGGAUCUGAACCAGCUGGCUCUCACCCUCAGCCACCGAGCCAAAGCCAACCGCAGACUGGACAAACAUCAAAUGUCAAAGUAGUCACCUCUGAUUCAUCAAAGGAUCCAGUUGCCUCUGAAGCGAAGGCAAAUGAAGCUCAUAUUCCUGCUUCAUCGUCAUCUCCAUCCUUUGUGUAUCAGUCGUCAGAGACUGGCCCAAGCUCACAUCCAAUGCCUCCAGUUUCUUCAUCCCCCUCAUCCACUUCCUCCAGUAUUCCCCCUCAGCCAAACUGUGUCCCAGAGUCUGGGGCAGCAUACAAUGACCACAGAGGUGGCAAUAAGAAGACAGUAGAAAUUAAAAAUGAAGUCAUUAAAAACGAAAGCGAAGGUGUAGCUGAUAAAACCGUGAAAGGCAGCAGCCAAAUGCAACGGGACGGGGAAGUCGAUACACAAAAUGGACAGGACAAAGAGAAUAGGGUGCACUCCACAUCCAGAUUACACAGUAACGAGAGGGAAGAAAAGCACACGUCUGAGGAGCAGCAGAACGCCAGUAGUGUUGGAGUGAUUGUUUCCGCUCGGUCUGAGGGAAGUCUCACAGAAAAAAGCAAGAAUCCCCAGGACAACUGUAUAGAAGAGAAACACUCACACUCUUAUUUAAGAGAGUCGAGCAGUCAUAAUGGCGAUGAAGGCGUAGACCUCAGUCUGUAUUCUUCCCAUUACCAGAAAUCAAACUUCGGACGGCCUCAUAAUCCUUCCCAGUCUGGCCAGCAUAAGUAUGGCUACCCUGAAUCAACAUAUGGCUCAGAUUUAUCCAUGAAGAACAAAGGGAGGCCUGGCCCAGUGGGUGUGAUGGAUUCAAAUCCAAGAUAUUUAGGAUACCAACAGUCACAACCUAGUUUCGGACCUGUGCAUCAGAAGGACGGUGGUUCUGUAGCAGAGGCCCUGGUGAAGCGAGGCCAGGGAUCAGGGGCUAAAGGUCUCGAGGAGAAUGCACAGCUUCAGCAAUUCCCCAGCCUUUUGCAAGAGGUCCUUCAAGGUUACAAUUUAGAUCGUCGCUAUGGGAGACCAGAACAGGCAUUUCCUGCACAUCUUCAAGUUCAGCAGCAGUUUCAGUCCAGACACCCAUCAUAUGGCAUGGCUGAAGGUAUGAGAAUGCAGAGUGGAGCAACUGAGGGUUCAGCUCAUUCAGCUCAAAUGGGUAGCGCUGGAAAACCCCAAAACCAGCGGCAUGGAAGCGACCCUGAUUUUACCACAGAGCCUCAGUCCUCAGUGAAGUCAGAAAUGUCAAACGCUAAGAUUAUGCAAAAUGCUGAGAAAACAGAGGUGGGUGUGUCCCAGGGCCAUUUACCACAGGCCGAGUCUCAGCAAGCAGCAACAAAACACAUAAACUUAGCUGACUACUCUCUACCACCGAGAAAAGCCUUAUCUAAUGUCUCCACUCCAUCCUCUGCUGUGCAGGAGCUCCUUUUGCAAGAGCCAGAGCCACUAACCGGCAGCGGUGGUCAAACUGAGCCUCAGAAAUCAUCAGGCUGCAUAUUAGCCCCAUCAGAGCGACGCUCUGUCAUCUGUGAUGUGUCGCCAAACCGACGCAGCACACCAGAGAGGGACAGAGAGAGCGACAGAGAGAGAGAGCGGGAGAAAAGUCAGAGUGGAGCUUCUGUGAUUCAACAGCCAUUUUCCUCUCCAGCAGCAGCAGCCAGUGAUCUAACUAAAAAGGAUACUGGAGAGAAACAAGUAAUGAAAAUGGAAACGGUAUCAAAAGAGACCGGGGUGGAAGCUCCAAAUUUGCAAACUGAGCAGCAAGGCAGUGGUGGGGCUAAUGAGGCAGACACGGAGUAUCAUUCCAAGUCGAUCCAUUCAUCAGUUGUAAUGAAUGCUGACCCCUAUAGGCGAGGUAAUGUUGAUAUUCCCCCCUUGCCUUCUCAUCCUAUGAACACUAAUCCUUUAACUUCGCCGUCAAGGCAUCAGCCGUACCUUCACGGCGUUGAUCUGUCAGCUGGCAGCGGCAGCACAUUUCCUGGAUAUCGAUAUGGAGAUUCAAGAGAGGGCAAUAUGAUGUCACGCAGCAAUCCUCAUUUUCCCUCCCACCAUCCAUACCACAGUCUAUCCCCUUCAGCUCAAGCCGCAGCUAAGCUUCAAAUGUACUCUCACCCUCACGGCCCUGCUCAUCACCAUGAAAUGAGUGACUGGGUAAAAGCGAUGAGCAGGCCCACCAAGGAGAUGAUGAUGCAGCCCGGCUCGUCCCCUGGAAGACAUAAAGUCAGCCAGUCAGAGCAGAGACAGAGGAUGAUCUCCCAAACUGACAUGCCAAGUGAAACGCACGCUGGCAAACCUUCGCUCCAUCAUCAAAGCGCCUACUAUGACAUGAAAAUGUGGGAGUCGACACACUCCGGAAGAGAAGGUGUUCGAAUGAUAGAAGGGGACUACUUCAGAGCGCAGCCUCCUCCUCCUCCUCCCCCACCACCUCCCCCUCUCCUUCCUCCAACUCCUGUUUCACACGGCCCCGUUCUGCCGCAGAUCCCUCACGGCCAAAGUGCCGCCGAACCUGAGGUCUCCAGAGUAGCCACAGAAGAAGCCAAACAUCCCUGCCCACCUCCUCCACCCAGCUCCACCAAGUCUCCUGCUGACGUGAAUUCCACCCAGCCACAGGUGCAGCAUCAGACCAAAGCCGGGGGCUCCGGAGACACAAAUCCGCUAAUAUUACGCAGGAGAGUUCGCUCUUUUAUCUCUCCCAUUCCCGCCAAAAGGCAACUCCAGGAUGUGUCUCAACAGAGGGCCGCCACAAAUUCCCAUCACUCUCCUGGGGCCCAGUCUGAGCCUGGCCAUCACAACGAAGAUGACUCAUCCAGUUCAGAUAUUCCAUGUCCCAGGCUCUCAUCCCCUCUGCCAAGAGAGAGCACCUAUUCCCAACCUCUGUCUCCAUCCAGUGGCAACACUAAGGUUUUGCCUCCCAGAAAAGGACGCGGUUUGAAACUAGAGGCAAUAGUGCAGAAAAUCACACCAAAUAUUAAAAAGCCAGCAGGCCAUGCUGAUGAUGAGUCAAAUCAUUACCCAGGCUUCUCUCACUCUGAAAUACCAACAUUUAAUGACUCGCAGGACCAAGACUUGCCACAUUUCCCCAGGGUUCCAGGAGGGGACGAUAGUUACAUGGAUGAAAGUCACUCAUUAAACGACAUGAUUCCUUUUAGAGGGGUCGACGAAACCGGGCCUCUACCUCCAUCAGCUUACCCAUGCGAUCCCCACCAGACGUCUCAGCCCCUCAAACAACAGGACUUUGACUUUGGAUUAGGUGCUGCCGUGGCAUCGGCAUCUGGCGACAAGGAGGAUUUCGCUUUGCUCGGACCACUGCCUCCUCCUCCACCUCUUCCUCGCCCGGUUCAGGGUUCCCCACCUCCAUCUUCGUCUGCCCUAUCAGACAUUCAGCAUUUCACCAACACGUACCAGCAGCUUGAGACGAGGAGGGGAGAGCAGUCUGCCGCUAACCUUCUUCGACAGAAACUUCAAGAAUCUGGCAUGGGAUUCGAUGAUUAUCCUGGCAGCGACUACUAUGGCACCACUCCGCCCCACCACGGCCAGGCUCAAGGGCACAUACUCAACAGGCAGCAUCAGAUGUCCUCCGGUAGGUCCAGUCUGUCACCACAAGAUUCAAAGCCGCUAGAGAAUGUUGUGCCUAAAGGCUAUUUCCCAUCUGGCAAGAAAAAAGGCAGGCCUGUUGGGAGUGUGAAUAAACAAAAACGGGCCCAAAACCAAGUCCAAACACAAGCCAGCGCUCAGCCUCAAGUCCAAACACAGAAUGCAACUUUGAGCGCUCCUCCAGCACCGCCCAUUCCAGCUACAGCUGCUCCCACAACUCCACCAACAAUGCAGACUACCAACAGCAGCAACAGCACAACAACAACAACAACAACAACCACAACAGCCCCGCCAGCACCCCCUCUGCCAGACAGUAAAACCACUCCUCCGCUGGCCCCACCUGUGUUAACCCAGGUAGUGAAGGUGGAUGUUGAGAGCGAGGACACCCAGCCAGAGAUCGAGGUCAAACCUGUGCGGCGAAGACGCAGAGGCGUCAAAGAUGAAGACGAGCCCCUGGAAGCAAGAGGCCGGCAGAGGAGGAGGCGGCGAGGGGCGGCAGCGGCAACGCCCUCAGUGGCCAAAGACGAUCCAGAUACACCUUUAGGUGCAAAUAGAGCUUUUGCGGAUCCUAACAGAAAGGGCUUGUUUGUUCCCCACAUACACGUGGAGAAAAAAGUACCAGAGAUUGGGGCGGUGUGCACCAUUGUGAACGCUGAGGAAGACAAGAUGAAAGGAGAGCGCAGCGCAGUUGGAGGGAAAGCUGGUGGGAGUGGAAUUGAAUCCCUCCUGACCUCGGCUCUUUCCUCCCAGUUAUCUAGGAGAGACAGAGAAUCAGAGAAACGGGAGACGGACGAGGUGGAAACUACACUUCAGUCAGGAAAAGCACUUCCUUCAUCUGGCUAUGUUGUUUCAGGCCCUGUGAUUACGGAGACCAAUCACUCCGGCCGCCUGCUGUGUUGCCUGUGCCAGAAAUGGGCAAAUUACAAACACCUCGGAGAUCUCUACGGGCCUUUCUACCCAGCUGAAUAUGCUGCAAAGCUCCCCAAGAAUCAGCCCCAGGUCAGGCAAUGUCAGGCAACCACAGGCACAAACAAAACAGGACCAAAUUCAGACGUGAGCUCAAACCCUUUGACUACAAUCCAAGACACACAAACACAAGAUGCUCAGUUUACCAAGCCCUCAUCUGAGAGCGACUAUGCCUUCAAUCUGGAUUCAAACCCUGCUUCUCUUAACACUACAGUCAGAACUGCUUCUCCAGCUGGGAGGGAGGAAAUGAUGACGCAUGUGGCUGACAAGCACAGUAACGCUGCCUCUUCUUCUUCCUCUUCCUCCUCCUCCUCCUCGUCCGCUGCCAUUAAAACCUCUCUAACCUGGGAUACGAAUCUGGAUAUCAGACCUAUCCCUGAGCUUAAGAGAGAGCCAGACCUUGAAAGCAACCAGCAGCAGGCGCCGAAACAGCAGCCUGCAGAUGAAGCUCAGCAGCGACCUCAGCACAGAAAGCUGACCUCGCAUCCCCGUUUUAAAAGGAGACACAAGUCGAGUGAGGAUUCCCCCAGAAUGGUGCCAGCCAACAGUAAGGCCUCCCUGCCAUUCCAGCCCCCUCCUCCGGCCUUGGAUUCCCUGGGACCCUUGGCACAGCUGGCACAGCUGCCUCAGAUGCCCAUGGAUCCAGAGGAGCUGUGGGUCCAUGAAGGAUGUAUAGUGUGGACCAGUGGAGUGUACCUUGUCAAUGGGAGACUGUAUGGCCUGCAGGAAGCACUAGAUGGCGCCAGAGAAACAUCCUGCUCAUACUGUGAGAUGGUUGGCUCAACCCUGGGCUGCUACAGUAAAGGCUGUACACUUCGCUACCACUACUUAUGUGCUAUUGAAGCAGAUUGCUCUCUGAAUGAAGAUAACUUCUCGCUGCGGUGUCCGAAGCACAAGGUAAAGAAGGAAAGUUUACCCAGAGCAUCCGGCCUGCCAAGUCAGUGUACCUGGAGCAGUCAGAGAGAGGCUGAGAGAAACAGGGAGGAGGAAGAGACACAGGAGUCUGGGAGCUGUUAGUUUGGGAUAGAAGACCGAGAAAUGUGAAAAAGACUGGCCUGUCAUCAGCGGCUGAGGACAACAAAAGGGAAUGUACAAUUUCUCACCAAGAUUCAGCAUUAUUUACGUUUUAAGACAAUGGAGGGAGAAAAAUCAUUUUUUUAGGAGAAUUGUUGCGCUUUACUUAAAAGCCGGAAAAAAGAAAAAAACAAAACAAAAAAAAACCCAUGGACAUGCAACACAGGGGAAUGGAGCUACAAGAAAAGGACUACAAAGAUGGAAGUGGGAUGAGAUAAAACAUCAAGACUGACAGAGGAACUAAAGGAACUCUGCUAUAAAGAACAAAAGAAACAACCUUCCUCUCUAGGCUUACUUUAAUUUUCCAGUGACGCCCUUAAAGUGUUUAACUCAUGCUUAUCAUCAUCAUCUGUAUUAUCUUUUUUUUUUCUUUUGUUUGCUUUGACAUAUUGGGAGCAAGUUGGGUGAUAAACCCAAGAAAGGACAGAACUUUGUAUCCUCUCACAAUUAGUAUUUUACCUUUUAUGAUAUUAGGAUGAUCACAGUUAUUAUUUUAGUCCUCAUUAUUUUGUAACCUCAUCAGUAUUUACUCAUGGAAAUGAAAUGGAUGUAUCUCAUUUUAUAUUCAGUCUACGCAUUAAUUGGAUUUUUUUUUUCUUCAUUCCUGGAGAGGGGGGGAGGGAGCCAGAGUGAUGUUGUCUGUAAUGUCAGGGUCAUGUUUGCCACAAAGACAUUAUUGCCUUGGAGAACGGACAUCUGUUGCCUUUCUAAAGUCGUGAAUGAGUGAGCAAUUGAGUGCGUGUGGAAAAACUGAAAAAAAGAAAAAAUGCUGACUUCUGGGUCUUUGAUUCCAUUUUUUGGUCCUUUUGAAAAGUGUUCUUAUUUUUCAUCACCGGGGUUUUUACGGUACAGAUAGUAUUCACGAAAAAUGAUGGACACAGUCUUAUUUUUCAAGUACAAAAAGUUCAUAAUGUGCAAAGAGAAGGACAGACGCUCGUAAGAGCAGCAGAUAACACUAUGGACUAAAGCGUGUCUGCCGUCUUUAACCACGCCGGCUGGGAAAAGGUGAAGGACGGGACACUGAAGAGGUUUUAUUGGUGUGGAACUGUGUACUGGAUGCACGCGUUCGUAAGACGUUCGUGCAAAGUUACGUUCGACUGACAGACGUCAGACAUUUUUGGAAGUGAACUGUGGAGAGGGUGUCAUAUGAACGAGGGCGAGCCUAACCAAGUUCUUUUGAAUGGUUUCAAACUUCUGUGACACGGCAGCAUUCUAAUCGGGAGAUGCAAAAUCCAUUCAAAAGAAGCAUUGCCAUAAAAAUUUAAAAGUGAGUCGUACAUGGUGUUGUCUUUAUCAUUUUUUAUUGUUAUUCUUGUAAAAAAAAAAAGGUCAAGCUGAAAGACAGUUACACUAUCAAAACCAUGCUGUAUUAGAAACCUGUCAAUAUGUAUAUGAAUUAUGAAUACACUUAAAAAUGCUUCACGUAUGUUCCUCUUCUUAUGUCUGAAGUAUUUGCUUUCACUUCUGUUCCUCUGGGAAACCCGCCUGUUUCAAGUUCGUCUAACAUGGUUAUCCCCCGAUUUUUCUCUCUACUUUUAUUACAAAUCAGCUGCUCUA